ACUUCAAAAUGCAGGCUGCCCGAUUAGAUUUGCGUCUACGUGAUAUCCACAAUCUUGAGUUACACGGCGCAUGGGUCUCGAGCGCGUCGCUGGCAGACGAGGCCAGUCGACUGAUCGUGUCACGUAUCGUCUGACUUCGCACGCAGACAGCCGCGCUGUAUUGUCAAGGGGAGCAGUUCGUCGUCAUAAUUCACUCAACACUGCGCUUAAGCGCGGGGCGAAUUGGAUAGCAAAAUGAGCUGCCGCAAGCGCUGCCGGUUUUUAUGUACUGCGUAGAAUGGGCUCUAAAUCCGGCGCGAGCUCGUGGUGAAUUUGGGUGCUCGGAGAAACGAGACUUCCGCGAUGACGAAAACGGGUGCUACGCGCUGGAUGCUGUGGUUGCUUUGGGGGUCUUGCGUGCGAACCGCGCCUGGCGUCCCUCCGAACAUCGUCGUAUUUGUGGCCGAUGAUUUGGGAUGGGGAGAUGUGAGCUUCCACGGGUCUCCCCAGAUUCCCACGCCGAACAUAGACCUCCUCGCCGCAGACGGCAUUACCUUGAACAACUACUACGUGUCCCCGUUGUGCACGCCUUCUAGGAGUACGCUGCUGUCGGGCAGACAUCCCAUCCACACAGGAAUGCAGCACGAUGUCAUCUACACGGCUUAUGAGUACGCGUUCCCCCUACGAUUCCCGCUGAUGCCCCAGUUUUUCAAGAAGCUCGGCUAUGACACUCAUGCAGUUGGAAAGUGGCACCUCGGUCACAUGACCGUCGACCACACGCCAACCAGACGUGGAUUCGAUUCUUUUUAUGGCUACUACUCGGGUCAUCAGGGCUACACGGACCACAGUGUGUUGGAGGUAUACAACACUGAAAAUGACUCCUGGGUCGGCUGGGGUCUCGACAUAUGGGAUAACUUGGAAGCGGACUACAAUGCGGCCGGGAAGUACUCAACCCAACUCUUCACAGAAAAGGCGAUUGAUCUCCUCGGGAAGCGAAACCAGAGCAAGCCAUUUUUCCUCUACCUGAGCCACCUUGCUGUUCACGUCGGGAACAAGUUCUCCUUGCUUGAAGCACCCGACGACUACGUGGAAAGGUUCAGCCAUAUCAUGGAUACGAAGAGAAGAAAUUUCGCAGCUAUGCUGUCGUGCCUGGACGACGCCUUGGGGGAAUUGCUGAAGGCCUUGCAUUCGGCGAAGGCCAUCGAGAACACAAUCCUGGUGUUCACCACCGACAACGGGGGCGCUGCCGGCGGUGUGGACGAUAGUGCAGGAUCCAACUGGCCGCUGCGCGGAAGCAAGGCAACCCUGUGGGAGGGCGGCGUCAGAGGAGUCUCCUUCAUCUGGAGUCCUCUGAUCCACAGACCUCGCGUAGCUCAGCAGUUGAUGCACGUGUCCGACUGGCUCCCCACGCUCUACUCGGCGGCUGGUGGAUCGGUGCCCGACCUGGGGGACAUCGAUGGCGUGGACAUGUGGGACAGUCUCUUGAAGGACAGCGCGUCGCCGCGCUUGGAAGUGCUGCACAACAUCGACCCGAUCUCGAAUAUGUCUGCGCUGCGGUACGGCGAUUUCAAGUACGUGCAAGGCUCCUACGACGAUGGCCGCUUCGACAAGUGGUACAAGCCGGCAGGACUCGCCCAUCCGUCGACCGGGGAAAGCAGCGUGCGCUACAAGGAUAACGUUGUCGACAAGAGCGGCAUCUUCGGCACGGAAUGUGCCGCCUCAGAGACUAUUCUCGCUCUGGGGCGCUCCCUGCCGGUACGUCGUCAUGAAGAAGUGCGGGUCUCCUGUGGAAAGACCAAUGGCACCGUGUGCAAACCCCUGCUUGAACCCUGCCUGUUCCGCAUCGACAGUGACCCCUGCGAGAUCGCCAACGUCGCCAACAAGUACCCGGAAAUUAUGAAGCUUAUGACGCAGAGGAUCGAGAUGCAUGCUAAAACAAUGGUGCCUCCCAUCAACAAGCCGCCAACAAGAAAGGCAGAUCCCAGAAACUUCAACUUCACGUGGGCGCCGUACGAACGGGACGAAGGUUAUCAAUACAUAAUCGCCAAUCAUCGUGAUAACACAUGAAAAUAACAACCUACCGCUAAUAUCGAAAACCUCACAAACCGCUGUGUUCACCAUAAUCUGUUCGGCGACAUCGACAUUGAACGAGUGAAAAUACUAAGGCUUUCAGAACUGUUGA
Molecule: messenger RNA, 2161 nt
Organism: Ixodes scapularis (black-legged tick)
Lineage: Eukaryota; Metazoa; Arthropoda; Arachnida; Ixodida; Ixodidae
Product: arylsulfatase B
Exons: 10
Coding region: 343-2046 (567 amino acids)
Source: RefSeq, a predicted model, not a curated record